Oxyura jamaicensis (ruddy duck) is the source of this 780-nucleotide messenger RNA. Its product is annotated as epidermal retinol dehydrogenase 2-like. The coding region runs from base 1 to 780 and encodes 259 amino acids. The record is from RefSeq and is a predicted model, not a curated record. Gene Ontology annotation, molecular function: oxidoreductase activity, acting on the CH-OH group of donors, NAD or NADP as acceptor. The transcript has 6 exons. Lineage: Eukaryota; Metazoa; Chordata; Aves; Anseriformes; Anatidae. Gene Ontology annotation, cellular component: lipid droplet.
AUGGUACCAUUGGUCAGAGUACCAAGUAUAACAAAAACUGAAUAUGAACAACGAAUGGUGGAAGGGUCUAGACCCAUCAAAGAGACUAAUGCCUCCACAUUAGAAGAAAAGAAAGAAAAAGAUAGUCUAGAUAUAGUCCACUACUCCACUUGCCUGCUCAGGAUAAUAAAAUCUUCUGUUGGGGAAACAGUGCUUACUACUGGACCUGUAAAUGGGACUGGAAAGCAGAUUGACUUAUAUUUUGCUCUUUUUAGAGCAACCUUGGUUCUUUGGGACACUGAUGAAGAACGUAACAAAGAGACAAGUAGACCAGCCAGAAAAAAUGGGGUUAAAGAAGUGUUGGCCUUCCAUUGUGAAUGCAGCAACAGGAAGCAGAUCUAUGAACAGGAAGACAAGAUACAGCUUCUGACUUACAGGGCCUUUUUUCCAGCCAUGAUCAACUGUAAUCAUGGACACCUGGUUAGCGUGGCAAGUGCAGCAGGAUUCUUGGGAGUCUACAAAAUUUCAAAUUAUUCUGGAAGUAAACAUGCAGUCAUCACAAUGAUGGAAGCCUUAGAUUCAGAAUUAUAUCAUGCAAGAAAACACAGCUUUAAAAACACAGUCAUUUGCCCUUCUUUUAUUAAUACUAAAUUAGCUAGAGGUUUUCAAACCCAGUACCAACCUUUACUUCCUGCUUAUGAUGCAGAGUAUGUAGCCAGCAAAAUCAUGGAUGCAAUUCAAAAGGAAAAGCUGUAUCUAUUUAUGCCUUUGAUAUUACGCUUUUUGGCUUUUAAAAUAUAA